GCCUGCAGGUGGCGAUGUCUCCAGGAGAGGACGGUCUGAUCGGGAUCCCCUUCCCGGAGCACAGUAAUGAGCUGCUGUCUCGGCUGAAUGCCCAGCGGCGCCGCGGCCUGCUCUGCGACCUCACGCUGACCUCCCGCGGUGCCCGCUACCCCACGCACCGCUCCGUCAUGGCAGCCGUCAGUCUGUACUUCCGGCGGCUGUUCGGGGCGGAGGAGGGCGAGGGUGGCGAGGGCGCGGGUGACGGCUGCAGCGUGUGCCAGCUGGACUGCGUGGCGCCGGACGCUCUGGCGGCGCUGCUGGAGUUCGCCUACACCGCCACGCUCACCAUCCGCAGCUCCGGCAUGCGGGACGUCCUGAAGGGGGCGCAGCUGCUGGGCAUCCAGUGUGUGGCCGACGCCUGUCGGGACAUCCUGGGUGAGACUGGCGACGCCCCCACGGAUGCAGUGGAGGAGGCGGAGCCACUGCCGUCUCGCCGCAAGCAGGACCGCUGCUCCGUAUCCCCCGCCAGACCCGUGUGCCGGCGCUCUGAGGACAUACACGGCUACGAGGGACACCCGCCGCCCGCCGCUGGGGUGCUGAUGAACGGAGGUGGAACCUGGCUGCAGGAGGCCACGCCCAUCCCACGCAGACCUGAAGACACACCCUCAGAGGAGGAGGAGUCUGGCCUGCAGGGGCGGGCCACUCCCCACCACAGCCAAUCACAGCUGGCGGACGGAGGGGGAGGCGGAGUCACAGCUGUGAGUGGCAGGAAGAGGAAGUCCCAGACGCCGCAGCAGUGCCCCGUCUGCCAGAAGAUCAUCCACGGAGCCGGGAAGCUGCCGCGGCACAUGCGGACACACACCGGCGAGAAACCGUUCCAGUGCACCGCCUGCGGAGUGCGCUUCACACGGAACGACAAGCUGAAGAUCCACAUGCGCAAGCACACGGGCGAGCGGCCGUACCCCUGCCCCAGCUGCCCGGCGCGCUUCCUGCACUCCUACGACCUGAAGAACCACCUGUCCCUGCACAGCGGCGACCGGCCCUUCGAGUGCCCGCUGUGCCACAAAGCCUUCGCCCGCGAGGACCACCUGCAGCGCCACCGCAAGGGCCACAGCUGCCUAGAGCUCCGCCCCCGCCGACCCCGUCGCACUCCUGGCCCUGCCCACAGCAGCGACUCCCCGCCCCCGGAGUCCUUCAGCCUCCACCAGCAGCAUGCAGAGCACAUGGCAGGGCUCCUGGAGGGGCCGGGGCUCCCCCUGCGCAUCCCCUACCCGGAGCUUCUGUGGCGGGCAGUGGCGGUGGCGGGACCCAUGGGCAAAGAUGGAGGAUCAUCUCCACACGGCGGCAGCACCAUCACACGCAACACAUACAAGGAGGAGGAGGAGGAGGAGGAAGAGGAGGAGCAAGAGGAGGAGUGAUCCCACCCCUGAGUGUGUGUGUGUGUGUGUGUGUGUGUGUGUAGCUUCCAUAUAUCAGUCCCGCAGUGGCGUCUCUCUCUGCUCCUGGUGCUGGUGGGCUCCUGAAGGGUCUCUGUUCUGUUUGUUUGUGUUUCUGUGGUUGUGUAUGAGUCCUGCGUUUGGAGAUUCAUCUUUUGUUUAUGUCGGAGUGUCGAGGAUGUUGACGCUAUGCAAACAUUUGAGUGAUUGAACAAACCUGUUUUAAAAACAGACUAAUGAAUGAGUUGAGUAUGCAGAAGAGUGGGCGGGGAGGGGGCGUGGCCUUGUUUUCUAUGGCGGUGUCGCCACCUACAGGCGAGGCGGUGCAGCUGCACUCAGGGUGUCGUGAUGAAGGGAAUCUACUGAAGAAUUUACGUUAGCUGCUCUUCAAUUUAGCCUUUUCCAAAGGGAAUGACUUGUUUUAAUGACAGGAGUUCCUUUCAUACCAAAGAGUAGAGGCUAGCUGACACUUCACUUCAGUACGUGAAUGUUCCACAUCUAUCUGUAGCCUUCCAAGCGUCUUCAGCUGGACCAGGUCUCCGUUCUCCCGCAGCUUGUGGAUCUCAGAUGAUUUUGGUUUACGUCUCUUCUGUUCGGGCUGGAUUUUGAAAGCGCAGGUCUUUUGUAAACUAUUCUAUUUAUUUAUUUUGGUUUGAUAUUUAUUGUGACUGUCCUGGUUGUGGCGCUUGGGUUCUUCCGCAUCUGCUCUGCUCCUGGAGCCUGGUCUCGGGUCGGUUUUGCCUUUUAAUUGUAAUGGUUGCAGGUAGACGAGGUGCACGUCUGAUCUCAGUUUUGCGAGUGUGUGUGUGUGUGUGUGUGUGUGUGUGUGUGUGUGUGUAAACGCUCAGGUGUAGUAGAGACUGAGAUUCAGGCAUCCUUUGAUUGCAAGUUUUGCACAAUAAAAGUUCAGUCCCUCCGCAGACCAGCAGGAAGCGAGGAGGAGUCUUGCCUUUUUUGAAGCAAAUGCAUAUCUGAGAUAUUUUGGAAUAUGAUGUAUACACACACACACAUAUAUAUAUUUGAUUAUGUGAAUCAUAAAGAGUCUCGAAUAACCUCAGAACUAUAGCUUUAGCCGCCUUGUUUCGCUGCAGGAGCUCGUGGCUCUUUCUCCUCUUGAAUAUUGAAGCAAUAUUACCGCAGCCGUGGCCUGAUGUCGGGGUGCAUUCUGGGGGAUUGUGUGUGCGUUACUGCUGACAGUGGGGAAACUACCCAAAGAGGUUUAUUUGCACUAAAAUGGGAUCUGUCUGUGUGUUGUGAAGUACUGCUCCUGAUUGUGAAUCCUCGUUUCGCCCUUUAUUAAUGACCCGCGCUCUUCUUCUGAUUGAGUUCUUUGCAGAAAUCUGAUUUUUGUUCAUGUGAAAGGUCAAGCUGCCUUAGAUUAUUUGAUUUAUUUGACUUUUGCGCGCAACUAUUCUCAGGAAAUCUUGAGCCAUGCACUAAGUGGUUAUGCAAACGUGUAUUGAAUAUUAAUUUAUUGUAUAUAUUUGUGCUUUGGAGAUGCGAGCGGCCUGUGGUUUAGUAACGGUACUUCACGUCUGUUCUGCGUAAGUUUCUUUUCUAUGGAAGCGGUGACGGUAAUCAGGGAUCUGUUUCUGUUCAGAGUCUAAAUCUUUAUUUCUCAUGGUGUACAAAUGAAGAGAAAAUAAACAGAUUUAUGUACAAA
Messenger RNA from Danio rerio (zebrafish), 3078 nucleotides. It is a transcript of the gene zbtb7b, whose product is annotated as zinc finger and BTB domain containing 7B. NCBI's taxonomy places the organism in Eukaryota, Metazoa, Chordata, Actinopteri, Cypriniformes, Danionidae. The record is from RefSeq and is marked validated.